Triplophysa rosa is the source of this 531-nucleotide messenger RNA. RefSeq names its product FAU ubiquitin like and ribosomal protein S30 fusion a (gene faua). Gene Ontology annotation, molecular function: protein binding; structural constituent of ribosome. Lineage: Eukaryota; Metazoa; Chordata; Actinopteri; Cypriniformes; Nemacheilidae. The record is from RefSeq and is a predicted model, not a curated record. Gene Ontology annotation, biological process: translation. Gene Ontology annotation, cellular component: ribosome; cytosolic small ribosomal subunit. Bases 8 to 469 code for a protein of 153 amino acids. The transcript is spliced from 5 exons.
UGCGCGCAUGCGCACUUUCCUUUUCUCGAGCAGUUGUGGUUCGACGAGCAUCACUCGACUGAUCAACAUGCAGCUUUUUCUGCGCGCACAGAAUCUUCACACCGUUGAGGUGUCCGGACAUGAGACUGUCCAUGAGAUCAAGGCCCGUGUCCAGCUUCUGGAGGGAGUGUCUGUAGAAGAUCAGGUUCUUCUGCUGUCUGGUACCCCGCUGGAGAGCGAUGCCAGUCUGCUGGAUUGUGGCAUCACUGAACAUUGUACCCUUGAAGUAGCUGCCAGGCUUCUGGGAGGUAAAGUUCACGGUUCUCUGGCUCGUGCUGGUAAAGUAAGAGGACAGACACCCAAAGUGGACAAACAGGAGAAGAAGAAAAAGAAGACUGGCCGCGCCAAGCGUCGUAUCCAGUACAACCGGCGCUUCGUGAAUGUGGUGCCCACCUUCGGCAAGAAGAAGGGUCCCAACGCAAACUCCUAAAUGUUUCCUUUGAUUUGUUUGGAGAAAUUACAUUAAUAAUAAAGGUUCUUCUCGAACUCAAA